AUGCCUGCUUUAUCCCCGACAAUGACCCUGGGGAAUGUUGGUACUUGGCGGAAGCAGGUCGGAGAUUCCAUUGAACCCGGUGAUGUAUUAGUCGAAAUCGAAACUGAUAAAGCUCAGAUGGAUUUUGAAUGCCAAGAAGAAGGAUAUCUUGCCAAAAUUCUUGUUGAAUCUGGUGAAAAAAAUGUUAACCCUAUUGCUAUUCUUGUUGAAGAUAAUCAAGAUAUUAAGAAAUUUGAGGACUAUGUUCCUGAGCAAAGUUCAACACCCACCAAAGCAGAAUCUGCAGAAAAAAGUGAAGAAACUUCAAAACAAGACAUACAAAAAGAAGAACCGCGAAAACAACAAGAGGAGUCCGUAAAAAGUCAUGCGUCCAGUGAUAGAAUUCUUGCGAGUCCUGUAGCACGUAAAUUAGCAGCUGAGCGUGGGAUUUCUCUUGAUCAAGUUGCUGGUACAGGACCAAAAAAUCGUAUUAUUAAAGCUGAUAUAUUAAAUUUUGUUCCUCCCGCGGCAGAGCAACCGACUCCAUCAAAACAUGCCGAACCUUCCUCAACUUAUAUCGAUAUUCCACUAACUAGCAUGCGCAAGAUCAUCGCUUCACGAUUAAGCGAAUCCAAGCAAUCUAUACCACAUUAUUACUUGACUAUUGAGGUGGAAGUAGACAAGCUUUUGGAGCUUCGUGAAGUUCUUAACAAAGACAGUGAUGGAAAAUAUAAAAUUUCAGUCAAUGACUUUGUGAUUAAAUCCUCAGCAUCUGCACUUAUGGCAAUGCCUGAAGGACUAGAAGCUAUAUCUAAACAAGCUAAGGAAUUGGCGGUUCGUGCAAGGGAAGGCAAAUUAGCACCUAACGAAUAUCAGACCGUCCCAACAGAAGAGACUGCGGAAGUUAUGGAAGAUCGUGAAGAGACAGAACAUGAAAAUGGUACCACGUUCCCUUAUACGAAUGACGAACUGUCUGCUGGAUCCAAUUAUCACCUUUUCAAAAAAGGAAUAAAACCAAUGUGGGAGGAUCCGGCAAAUGAACAGGGUGGUAAAUGGGUUAUUCAAUUUCCUCGAAAUAAAACCGGCGAGGAGAUCAAUACACUUUGGUUGUAUACGGUAAGUUUAAAUCCAUCUCAACAACUUGAAUUUCAACCACAUUCUGAUUCUAUUAAGAGUGGUAGUCAUAGCAAAGAAC
Messenger RNA from Racocetra fulgida, 1174 nucleotides. NCBI's taxonomy places the organism in Eukaryota, Fungi, Glomeromycota, Glomeromycetes, Diversisporales, Gigasporaceae. The record is from the annotation of a GenBank genome assembly.